UCGAUGGCAGCCAAGCUAACAGCGCCUCCGGAAUACAGGUCUCUUCCAGAUCUCCGUGAAGCUUCCUCAUGAGCCAUUCAAGAUCCAGGUUAUGGUUUCGAGUCAAGAGCAAGUCCAAGACGUGCGUCAGUCGAUCGUUGAAUUGCCCGGUACCUUCCAGUACACUUGCUUCCACCUGGAAUACAAUGGCGCUCGGAUCAAUGACUUUGUGGAACUCUCCGAGGUUCCUGAUCUGAAGGCCGAUUCUGAGAUCGUGCUGGUGGAGGACCCAUAUACUGAGAAGGAGGCGCGUAUGCACAUCGUGCGCACGCGAGAGCUGGUCGGGGCUGCGGGUGACCGCGUUGACAACCUCCAUGGCAUCAACGCCGGCCUCUCCUUACAUGACGCUGUUUCUGCGGGAGCUGAAACGGAGGAUGAGAAGGAGCAUCCCCUCUCCAAGUAUGACCUGUCUGCGGCGUCAGAUCUGCAGACCAUUCUCCCCCAACCGGAGACCCCGCUCCCCAAGACCGUCAAGUCCAUCUCGCUAUCCGCCUGGAACCCGCCUCCGUACCACCUUCGCCAAAAGGGCCAUCUGCUCUAUCUGCAGACCACCACCAACGAGGGAGAGCAGUUUCAGAUCACCGCACACGUGUCAGGUUUCUAUGUCAACAAGUGCUCCAAUGCCAGGUUUGACCCGUUCCCCAAGGCCGGAUCCAAGAACUACAGUGCCCACUCGCUCCUGACUCUGAUCUCGCAACUGUCGCCUUCUUUCAACAGCGCCUUUGAGGCUUUACAGGAGUCCAACAACAAGAAGGACCUGUUGACCACCUUCCCCUUCCAAAACGCCAUUCCUAACAACCCAUGGCUCGUUCCGGCAACAUCAUCCAACAUCAAUGCUCACCAGUCUGACAUUACUCGUUCCCAGGAGAGCUACUUGAUCUCCGGCGUGGACAAUGCGGAGACUCUGCGUGACUGGAACGAGGAGUUCCAGACGACCCGGGAAUUGCCCCGCGAGUCUGUCCAAGACAGAGUUUUCAGAGAGCGCCUGACCUCGAAGCUGUUUGCCGAUUACAACGAGGCGGCCGCUCGUGGCGCUAUCCUUGUUGCCAAGGGCGAAGUGGCUCCCCUCAACCCCACAGAAAGCCGUGAUGCGCAGAUUUUCGUGUACAACAACAUCUUCUACUCCUUUGGUGCGGACGGCGUGGGCACCUUCGCUUCCGAGGGUGGCGAUGAAGCUGCACGUGUAGCUGUCGGUAAGGAUGUUCUGGGUAUCAAGGCCGUGAACCAGCUGGACAUCCCUGGCCUGUUCACUCCGGGUACCGUGGUCGUCGACUACCUCGGUAAGCGUAUUGUCGGUCAGAGUAUUGUUCCCGGUAUCUUCAAGCAGCGGGAGCCCGGUGAGCACCAGAUCGACUACGGUGGUGUUGAAGGCAAGGAAGUGGUUGCCACUCACCCCGACUUCGUGUCCGUAUUUGAAAAGCUCUCCAAGGCGCUUCGUAUCAAGAAGCACCCCGUGUGGGACAAGGAGGGCAAGCGUCACGAUCUGGAGGGCAGUGUCGAGACCAAGGGCUUGUUGGGUACCGACGGACGCAAGUACGUUCUCGACUUGUAUCGCAUUGCUCCGCUCGAUAUUGUCUGGCAGGAGGAAGAGGGCAGCGAGACUUACCCUCACCGCAUGUCAACUCUCAGAAUUGAGCUCGUUGAGUCGUACUGGAGAAGCAAGAUGAGCCAGUAUGUUCGGGAAGAGGUUGAGCGCCGCCGACAGGCCAAGGCCGAAGCCCCUGCUUCAACCGAGGCGUCUGCUGAUGCUGCAGAGUUUAAGGAGGAGGCCGAGGGGGAGAAGAAGGUCGAGGAGGAGAAGAAGGCCGAGGAGGAGAAGAAGGCCGAGGAGGAGAAGAAGGCCGAGGAGGCUCAGGAUCAAGAACGUGUGGACAUCUCCGGGUUCAAUCUUGCGCUCAACCCGGAUGUCUGCAGCGGUCAGAUCCCCCAGACGGACGAGGAGAAGGCGCAGUGGGCCCAGGACGAGAAGGAGGUCCGCGAUGCUUGCGACUACCUGCGCUCCAAGAUCAUGCCGGACCUCAUCCAGGAUCUCCACGAUGGGGAUGUUGGCUUCCCUAUGGAUGGCCAGUCUCUUAGCCAGCUGUUGCACAAGCGUGGUAUCAACAUCCGCUACCUGGGCAAGCUGGCUCAACUUUCCCAAGAGAAGGGAUCUCGCCUGCAGGCCCUGACCACGCUUGCGGUCCAGGAAAUGAUUGCUCGUGCUUUCAAGCAUGUGACUAACCAGUAUCUUCGCAACCUGCCGGCGCCUUUCGCUUCAUCCUGCGUUGCUCACCUCCUGAACUGCCUUCUCGGCACGGAUGUGAACGCUGGCCCUCGCCCAGAGAUUGAUGAAUCGCUGCGGGCGAUCUACCCCGAGGGAGACUUCUCCUUUGAGAAGGUGACCCCCGCUUCCCUUCGGGCUGAGGUUGAGAAGCAGGUGACCCUCCGGUACAGAUUCACCCUGGAGGCUGAAUGGUACAACUCCCUGCGCCACCUGCAACUGCUUCGCGACGUGUCCAUCAAGCUUGGCCUUCAGCUGGGCUCCCGUGGAUUCGCUUUCGAUAAGUCUCAGCUGCCGGCUAAGGAAGCCGUGCCUUCGGCAACCAAUGGUAACGGUUCGAACGACGAGGGUAACAAAAAGAAGAAGAAGAAGGGUGGCAAUGCCCCAUCCCCCAGCCGCGCCCCCGUCGAGGAGAAGCCUCCUGUUACCUUUGCAGCUGAUGACAUUGUCAACAUCGCCCCUCUUGUUAAGGAUGCCUCCCCCCGGAGUGCUCUUGCCGAAGAAGCUCUGGAGGCUGGUCGUAUCUCUCUCAUGCAAAACCAGAAGCAGUUGGGCCAGGAGCUCAUUCUGGAGUCGCUGUCCUUGCACGAGCAGAUCUACGGCAUUCUUCACCCCGAAGUUGCCAAGCUGUACCAUCAGCUCUCGAUGCUCUACUACCAGAUCGACGAGAAAGACGCCGCUGUGGAAUUGGCUCGCAAGGCGGUCAUUGUGACCGAGCGCACUCUGGGAGUCGACUCGGCGGAUACGAUCCUGAGCUACCUUAACCUCAGUCUCUUUGAGCAUGCGGUGGGCAACACCAAGAUGGCUCUGGUCUACGUCAAGCACGCCAUGAACCUGUGGAAGAUCAUCUACGGUGCCAACCACCCCGACUCGAUCACGACUAUGAACAACGCGGCCGUGAUGCUGCAGCACCUCAAGCAGUACGCGGACUCGCGCAAGUGGUUCGAGGCCUCUCUGACGGUCUGCGAGGAUCUGUUCGGCAAACAGUCCAUCAACACUGCCACCAUCCUUUUCCAGCUGGCUCAGGCGCUCGCCCUGGACCAGGACUCCAAGGGUGCUGUGGGCAAGAUGCGUGAUGCGUACAACAUCUUCCUGAACCAGCUCGGCCCCGAGGACCGCAACACCAAGGAGGCCGAGACCUGGCUGGAGCAGCUGACGCAGAACGCCGUCUCCAUCGCCAAGCACGCCAAAGAUAUCCAGGCCCGCCGCAUGCGCCGCAUCAACAUGAACUCCCGCGUCUCCCUGGGUACCAAGCCCCAGCCCCAGGUCGGCCAGUCUGCACCCGAGGUCGCCGUUGCCACGGAGGGAGGAGCCAACCCUUCUUCCCUGGAUUCCCGCAGCAUCGACGAGCUGCUCAAGUUUAUCGAGGGCGGCGACACCAGCUCUCCCCGGUCAAAGCAGAAGAAGCGUGCCGCCACGAGCAACCCCAAGCUCCGAGGCUCGAAGAAGACCUCUUCCAAGGCCUAAAUAAACUUCCAUCAUGACUUGUUAUUCUUCUGCUGAUGUGUCUGGUCUUGAUUUUCUUCCCCCUUUUUUUUUUGUUUAUUAUCAUCAUUCUUCUUGGGAAUUUCUUCUAUUCUUUUUCUUACACUAUCAGUUGGUUGGACAGCAAAAGCACCUUUUUAAGUCUCUUAGGGGGUCCACGACGAACCAGCGGACCAUUGUAUUAUAAACAUCUCUCUACUCCUUCUGUCGAUUAUCUUAUGUCUCUUUUUUUGGUCUUGUUGUUCCAUGUUACGGUCAGAUGGACAGUGCAUAGCCAGGUCAGGGUGAUUUCUCUUCAGUACCGUGCUUAUUGUACUGUACUUUAUAUACCAGUUCGGUUCUAGAUAUUCAUAAUGAAAUUAUGCCCUGCAAUUCUUUCCCAGGAGGACACAGUCUGAACUGGUUUCGUACCCAGGCAUUAGAUUUAUAUUUAUCGAAGAUUGGAAUGUUCUAUUGAAUUU
Messenger RNA from Penicilliopsis zonata CBS 506.65, 4245 nucleotides. RefSeq lists its product as hypothetical. Gene Ontology annotation, molecular function: protein binding; mRNA binding. The transcript has 2 exons. NCBI's taxonomy places the organism in Eukaryota, Fungi, Ascomycota, Eurotiomycetes, Eurotiales, Aspergillaceae. Bases 92 to 3766 code for a protein of 1224 amino acids. Gene Ontology annotation, cellular component: cytoplasm. The record is from RefSeq and is a predicted model, not a curated record. Gene Ontology annotation, biological process: intracellular distribution of mitochondria.